Messenger RNA from Oxyura jamaicensis (ruddy duck), 2825 nucleotides. RefSeq names its product ankyrin repeat and SOCS box containing 6 (gene ASB6). Gene Ontology annotation, cellular component: BRCA1-BARD1 complex. Lineage: Eukaryota; Metazoa; Chordata; Aves; Anseriformes; Anatidae. The transcript is spliced from 6 exons. Bases 147 to 1418 code for a protein of 423 amino acids. Gene Ontology annotation, molecular function: protein binding. Gene Ontology annotation, biological process: protein ubiquitination; intracellular signal transduction. The record is from RefSeq and is a predicted model, not a curated record.
UUAACUGCUAAAUUGCUCAAAAGCCGCGUUUGUUUGAAAGCAGGGGGCGGUCCUGUGGAAAUCGGGCCCCGCCGGUGUCUGCCCGCCACCGUCCUGCGUGGGGGAAGGCGCCACUGCCAUGCGGGGGGGCCCCGGGCGGGAGCACCAUGCCCUUCCUACACGGCUUCCGCAGGAUCAUCUUCGAGUACCAGCCCCUGGUGGACGAGAUCCUGGGGCUGCUGGCGCUGCAGGAUGCCAGGCAGAGCGCGCUUGAGAGCCCUGCCUGCCUGGGCAGCGACAGGAGCCAGCUCUCAGCCAUGAGACGAGUUCUGGAGCGGGAGACCCACUCCCCGUUCUACCAGGAAGGCGUGAGCUAUGCCCUGCUGAAGGUCACCGAGCUGGGGCUCGUCGCCGCCGCAGAAAUCCUCCUGGAGUUCGGCGCCGACCUCAGCUUUGAAGACCCCGUUACCUACUACACCCCGCUGCACAUCGCGGUGCUCCGCAACCAGCCGGACGUGGUGGAGCUGCUGGUGCGCCACGGGGCGGACAUCAACCGCAGAGACCGGAUCCAUGAGAGCAGUCCCCUCGAUCUGGCCAGCGAGGAGCCCGAGCGGCUGUCGUGCCUCCAGAGGCUGCUUCAGCUGGGGGCUGACGUCAACGCAGCCGACAAAAACGGAAAGACAGCGUUGCUGCACGCCCUGGCCAGCAGCGACGGCGUCCAGAUCCACAACACCGAGAGCAUCCGUCUCCUGCUGGAAGGAGGUGCGGACGUCAGGGCCACCACCAAAGACGGCGACACCGUCUUCACCUACGUCAUCUUCCUGCUGGGCGAGGCGGCGUGCAGCAGCACGGAGGAGGCGCGGGUGACAAACCGCUUCUGCUUCCGUGUCACCCAGCUGCUGCUGGCCCACGGGGCCAACCCCAGCGAGUGCCCGGCCCCCGAGUCCCUCACCCAUCUCUGCCUCAGCAACUUCAAGCACCACUUCCCGCUCCUGCGCUUCCUCCUCGAGUCGGGCGCUGCCUACAACUGCUGCCUCCACGGGCCCGCCUGCUGGUCGGGCUUCCAGGUCGUCUUCGAGUGCCUCUGCUCUCACCUCAGUGUCUCCGAAGAUGACAGCUUCUACGCGGACCUCAUGCAGAAGGCUCAGACUCUGCUGGAGCUCAUGAUGGCCAGCUCACAAACCGUCCAGCUGCCCAGCAACUUUGAGGUCAACACCAGCAGCUGCAGGUGCCACGGGGAAAAGAUCAGGACUCUCUUCUGCUCCCUGAAGCAGCUGGAGCACAGCCCCCAGGCACUGAAACAUCUCUGCAGGGUGUUUAUCCGGCAGCGCCUUAAGCCUUGGCCAGUAGAUGUUAAAAUCAAGGCUCUACCUCUUCCGGACAGGCUGAAGUGGUACCUCCUCAUCGACCACGCUGCUGUCGGGCACGAGGACCUCUGAGCCUGGCUGGUGCCUCUCCGUGUCCCCUCUCCACGGUCGCGGUGCCCGUGGCCAGCCAGCAGAUCGCUGAUCUGCACCAGUUGUCCCCGCAGCGAGAGGUGCUGCCCUCCCCGUGCCCACGGGGCCUCUCGGCUGUAUUUCAGGGCCGCGCUUCUCUGUGCACGGUGCCGGACGCACGUCCGGGGAGGCUCUGCAAUGAACACGUGCUUGUUUUUAUUUAAUUUCACACCAGAAGGAGCCCAGGGGUACUCCUGGGGCACGCUGUGGGGAGGUGGCCCUCUGCGGGUGAAGAGGGCGGCUGGAAUUCGGGGAGAUGGACGUGGGGGGGGGGGGGAGAGGUUUGUGUGGCUAUUAAAUGAGGGGCUGGCGGGGCGGUGUGACUGCACAGGUCCCCUCCUUCCAGCCCUGCUCUGGGGUGGGCGAAGCAGUGCCUUGGACGAGUGGCAGAGCUCUGAGACGCCUCGGGGUGCCCAGAGAAGAGUCGUUGCCUGUCCCGGGGGCUGAGCAGCAGCACGGGGAGGUGCCAAGAGCAGCCAGAGCCCCAGGGGAGUGCUGGCAUCCAGUUCUGUGCCUCCUGCUCUGUUGGGGGAAGCAGCUGCGAUGGAGGCAGGUCCUGCCUCUGUGCCUCGACGCGGUGCUUUCCUCGCUCACCCGGGCUCGGAGAGGAUGAGGGGAGCAGGGCUGGCAGCAGCAGCCCGGCUGUUCAGCGCCCUCAGAGCUUCUGCCAAGAGCACUCGAUGCUCUCAGCACAGGGAACCAUCCUCCAACGUGUCCUGGAGGCGCUGGGCUCCAAGACAAGCAGACAGGUGGCUGUUCCUUGGUGCGUUCUGUGCGCAAGGAGGAGGAAUGGGCAGCUGACUGCUCGGUGCCUUGCUCCUCCCUGGGCCUUUUACACGCUCCUUUCCCUGGCUGACGGCAUGCGGCACGCUGAGCUCCAGCACCUCCUGCCCAGGAACAAAAAAUCACAGCAGAGCUCGGGGUUUUCUUGCCAGGCUGCUGGAGAAAGCCCCGACCUUUGGAACUGUGCACGAAGGGGCCGUGUCCCAGCCUGCCACAGCUGUCUGGCAGCUCCUAGGCAUCUGCUUCCCUGUGAAGACCAAAAGAGGCCGUGGAGCUGAGCCUUGCCCCCGCCGGAACAGAUGCAGAAGAGGAAGGAAAUGUCCUGUGGGCAGGUAUUUACAGCGAGCAGAGCUGGGACCUGCAGGCGGUCUGGCUGCAGAAGGGGGGUGUCUCCCCACGCCGCCCUCCUGUUCUUCCCCUCCUCCCACCCUGUGCAAUCGGAGCUGUGCAUCUUGAGGAACUGAUGUUUAAAAAACACAACGAAAAUGUGAAAUCCUCCCCCCCCCCCCCCCCGCUGCCUGGAAUUGAAAACGAGCAAUUAAACAAGGCCUUUUGUAAUAGCAGCAA